UCAACACUUCAAAAAGAUAAACUUUGCAAUAGUACUCAUUUCCAGUUGAAAUGGAAACAGGAGACAGGACUUUGGCAUAGAUUAUGGGCUGUAAAGAGAGCAGCAAUAUUUAAUCCAUUAUAUGAGGCAGACACUGCUCAUAUUGCCCUCUUGUGAUUUCUUUGUAGCACACAGCUUGAAUCUUGAUGUAUGUGGGUGGCACAGCAUGCCCUGACCCAAAUAAAAGUGGAUAGGGUAUAAAAAUUCAAAGGUGCUAAAAUAAUGAUGUCGUGCUUUUUGCUCUGCCCUGGUUCUCACACCUCCUUAGCAACACUGACCCAAAGCUCUCUGCAGAACUGAUUGAAAUUCCUGGAAUUUCACUCUUCAGGUACUCUUUUUAUUGCCUCCAUUGUUUGGUUUGUUUCUUGAAGAACAUUCUCUUUCUCACAAAUCUUCAGGAUUGUUACUUUCAACCAGUUCUAAGAAUAAUUAGAACAAGGCAGAUUUCUGGACCCUCAUGGCAUUUCCAAGUAAGGAGGGGAAUUUUAAGCAGGAAUCAUCUCUCACCAGUGAGUUUUUUGUUUGUUGGUUUUUAAAGUUAUCCUGAUGGUUAUUGGCAAAUAUUACUGUCCAUAUCAGCAUGGUUGUGCAGAUAAAAACUUCCCUGAUACUCAGCAGAGGAAUAAGAAGUUUUCUUGCCAAUUUUGUGCAAACAUGACACUGAAAUGUCUUUGAAUCUUCCAGUGACCUGCUGUCAUAUCUCUGGUGCUGAUAAAACCCCAAUGCCUGAUCAGCAUGUGAAAUUGAUGGAAAAAUUCCCUUUGUUUUCAGCAGCCUGUGGCUCAGCUGCUAACCUUUGAUCGAACAAAGACACCAAUCCAUUUUCUAUUUGUCACUAAACCAAGUGGGGCUGGGAAGUGCUCCAGGGAAAGCAUCUGUGCAGUGCUUGUCAUCCUGAAAGUGCUGCUAUGUUAUCCUUUUCUUCCCAGGUUUGUUUGCAUCCUGCUGCAAAGCUGCUGGGGAGUGGCAGGACUUACCACAGCCUAUUAAGCCAGCGGAAAGUGGAAGCAGACCUGUAAUCUCUUCCAUCUUUCUGAAAGCUAGAAGCAUCAAAAACCUUCUAAAAAGUUGUCCAAGAGAGUACACAACAUCUUUGAAUCCAACCAAAACUUAUGGAUCAGUGUGAUAUGCACCUUGUUCAGCCAGAGCAGGACUGAGAAGACCUGAUUGUUGUAAGGUGAUUUUCCAUAUCCCGCAAUGGCAGGAGAAGAAAGUGCCAUCCUCUUGGAAGCACUGGAAGGUCUCACACUCGAAGACUUCCAAGAGUUCAAGAAGAAGCUGUCACACAUUGAUAUCAAAGAAGGCUGGAACAUCCACAGGGAUGAGCUGGAGAAGUUCACCCAUCCUUCCACACUCAUCAGUUAUAUGGGCGACAGCUAUGGGGAAGCCGCUGCUAUGGACAUUGCCAUCGGAUUGUUUGAGAAGAUGAACCAGAGGCACCUUGCUGAAAAAAUCCUUGAUGAGAAGGUGAAAGAGUACAAGCAGAAAUACAGAGAGCACGUGGCCAGAGAGUUCCUGCAGUACAAAGAGGUGAAUUCCUGGCUAGGGGAGAACCUGUCUGUGAGCGACCGCUACACCAACCUGACCAUAGCCAGGAGGUCUUGGAAUCAGCAUGGAGGUGAGCCUGGAGAUGUCAGCUCUGACACUGUCACCAUACAAACACUCUUUGAACCCAGCAAAGAUGGCCAAUUGCAGCGGGUCACAGUGCUGGUGGGUGCCACUGGCAUGGGGAAGACGAUGACAAUCAGGAAGGUGAUGAUGGAUUGGGUGGAAGGGACCCUCUGCACACAGUUUGACUAUGCCUUCUGCAUAGACUGCAAGGAGCUUUCCUUUUCCAAAGAAGUGAGCAUGGUGGACCUGAUUUCAAAAUGCUGCCCUCAACAGCGAACACCAGCCGGAAGGAUUUUUGAUAACCCAGAGAAGAUCCUGUUCAUCUUUGAUAGCUUUGAGGUCCUGGGAUUGCCCUUGGUUCAGCACAAGGGCGAGCUGAGCACUGACCCCACAGAAGCCAAACCACUGGAAACCACCCUGCUGAGCUUGCUCAAGAGAAAAGUCCUCCCUGAGUCCUCUGUGCUCAUUGCCAUGAGACCAACAGCUCUCCAGAGCCUGGGGCAGUGCCUGGAGGGUGAACAUUAUGUGGAAAUUCUGGGGUUUGCACCAGCUGCAAGGGAGGAGUAUUUCCAUAGGUAUUUUGGGAAUGACAAUAAAGCAGAUGUGGCCUUCAGGUUUACCAGGGGAAAUGGGGUCCUCUACAGCUUGUGUGUCAUCCCCAUCAUGAGCUGGACUGUCUGCACCAUCCUUGAGCAAGAGCUGCACAAGAGGAAUCAGCUUCUUGCAUGCUCAAAGACCACCACACAGAUGAUCUUGUUCUACCUCUCCUGGUUAACGAAGCAUAGAGUCAGUAAUGCCUGGCAGAACCUGCAGCAGUUCCUGCACAAGCUUUGCUCCUUGGCUGCUGAUGGCAUCUGGAAGCACAAGGUCCUCUUUGAGGAGAAGGAAAUUGAGGACCAAGGCUUGAAUCAGCCAGAGCUUCUCUCCCUCUUCCUCAAUGAGAAAGGUUUGGAGAAAGGCACACACCAUGGGAACGUCUACAGCUUCAGCCACCUGCACCUCCAGGAGUUCUUUGCAGCGAUGUUUUAUGUCCUGGAGGACCAGGAGGAAAUGCUCAGUGACUCACAGAUCUUUGCAAAGGAUGUGAAUAUGUUGCUAAAAAGCUACCACACAUCUAGGAUGGAUUUAAACGUGACAGUGCGGCUCCUGUUUGGUCUGGUGAACCCCAAGUCAGUAGAGUAUGCAGAUGAAGGAAUUGGGUGCAGAAUUUCAUUGCGACCUCGGGAAGAUCUGCUGAGGUGGCUUCAGACAAGACACAGAGACCUUUCCCAUCCCAGUAAAAUAAUGACAGUUAAGGAUUUGGACACUUUCCACUUUUUAUUUGAGACAAACGAAGAAAGCUUUGUGCAGAGCGUUUUGGGCAGUUUCACAGGAAUAGUCUUGCAGGACGCCAAGCUGAUGCUGUAUGACCAGGUGGCUCUUUGCUUCUGCAUCAAGCAGUGGGCUGGGCUGCUCAGUGUCACGCUCCGGAGCUGCUCCUUCCACCAGCAGCAUCGCAGGCAGGAGCCAGGCAAGGGUUUGCCCUGGCAGAGCUGGCGGCAGGAGGAGCUGCACUCACCUCUGUACCCACUGUGCCAGGCACUGAGGCACCCGGGCAGCUUACUCCAGAGCCUUAGGCUGCAGUGGUGCGGGCUGACAGAGGGUGACAGUAAGACACUGGGGACACUGCUAGCCACACUUCCCAGCCUGGUCUACUUCGAGGUGGGCGACGGAGCGCUGGGUGAUGACGGUGUGAGGAUGCUCUGCACUGGGCUGCGCCAACCUGACUGCCACCUGCGUGUCCUGCGGCUGCGGUACACCCACCUCACCAGUGCCUGCUGCCAGGACCUCAGCGUAGCACUGGGCACCAGCACGUGCCUGGAGGAGCUGGAUCUGUCCUUCAGUGCCAGGCUGCGGGAUGACGGCGUUACGCUGCUGUGUGAGGGGCUCCAGCACAGCAGCUGCCAACUGCAGGUGCUACGGCUAGGGAGCUGCAGCCUGACCGACACCUGCUGCCAGGCCCUGGUGGCAUGGCUUGGGCACAGCCACAGCCUGAAGUGCCUGGACCUGAGUGACAAUGAGCUGGGAGUUGGGGCCACGCUGCUGCUGCGGCAGCUCCGCCAUCACAACUGCAUGCUGCAGAUGCUGGGGCUGAGCAUAUCCACGCUGAGCAAGGAUGCGCUGCAGGAGCUGGUCGCCCUGCAGGCACUAAAGCCCAACUUGAAGGUCACAGACUUACAGGAACACGAGGCCCCAGAGACAGGUGCCAUGGCACGAUUGACCUUCCAGCACAGCAUCUGGGCAGGCAGGAGGGCAGCUGUCCGGGGGCGAAAGGGGCUCCCCUCCUCUCGGGCAGCCCUUCCCCACAGCAGGAGCCUGUGCUAG
Messenger RNA from Meleagris gallopavo (turkey), 4014 nucleotides. NCBI's taxonomy places the organism in Eukaryota, Metazoa, Chordata, Aves, Galliformes, Phasianidae. The record is from RefSeq and is a predicted model, not a curated record.